Molecule: messenger RNA, 734 nt
Organism: Ictalurus furcatus (blue catfish)
Lineage: Eukaryota; Metazoa; Chordata; Actinopteri; Siluriformes; Ictaluridae
Exons: 3
Coding region: 48-734 (228 amino acids)
Source: RefSeq, a predicted model, not a curated record
GAGAGAGAGAGAGAGAGAGGACGAGAGAGGACUGUUUUGUGGAUGAAAUGAGAAUGCAGGUCAUCAUUGGGAUACUGUGGAUGUUCCCAGGAGUUGCCAUGGGUUUGCUGUUCCAGGAUCCUGUUGUCUGUAGAUUUACAGAGACUAAUCAGUGUAACGUAGCUCUUGGACAACGGCUGCAUCUGCAAAUGGUUGAGGAGGAUUUGUUUUAUCUAAUACUGAGCAACAAUCACUUCAUUUUAAAAUAUACAAAAACCCAACUUAACCCACCAAAACCAAAUCCCCCAAGAUGGCAGUUUGUUAAUGAUAAUAAAACUAUGAUACUAAGCAGUGCAGAGAGGAGCGACUCUGGAAAAUACACUUUAGUGAUCAAUAAAGCAGACGGAAAUAUUACAACAUUUUAUACUCUUCAGCUGAACAUUGAAGCUGAGGUGUCCUCAGUGAAAGUGUCAUACAGCUGCUUGUCCCCUGGGAUCAGGAAAGUGUACUGUUCUGCUGAUGGAGACAACCUCCACUUCCACUGGACUUCUGAUUUAAACCCAGUCACUCAACUAGAGGAUAGGAACAGUACUUUCCUGCUGGAACAAAACCAUGGAAAAGUCACGUGCCAUGUAAAAAAUCACGUCAGUAGCGCACAAAUUUCCACCAAACUCUAUCCAUGUAUUGGUGAGUCUUUUUUAAAUAAUGGAUUGAAGAACAAUAACAACAAAAACAAGCUGCAGUCAAGGACAUAG